Messenger RNA from Anopheles nili, 641 nucleotides. RefSeq lists its product as uncharacterized. Lineage: Eukaryota; Metazoa; Arthropoda; Insecta; Diptera; Culicidae. The record is from RefSeq and is a predicted model, not a curated record. The transcript has 3 exons. The coding region runs from base 3 to 641 and encodes 212 amino acids.
UUAUGGCAGACCUUUCGACGAAUCGGCGAAUAUUGCCCGUGCUGAUGCUGGCAGUAUUAUGCUGCAUUCCAUCCGUACUGGGAUGUGAUAAACCCUGCGAUCGAUACCAGUAUUGCGACGAAAACAACAACAGUUGCCGUAACUGCAGUGUGUUGUGUGAUAAAGAUCAGUACAGCUGUUUGCAUAAAUGCCAAACGUAUAUGUUCAUGGCCCUUGGGCAACAGGUAGCCUCGCUGCAGACAACCGUCGCCAUGCUCAAGAUCGUAUGCUACGUCGUGAUGCUGCUGUUAUGCUGCAUCGCCCUAUGCUUGGUGGCCAUGCACUACAAGGCCGCCAUUCGUAAGUGUUGCCGGUGGCGUCCCCAAGCCAAGAAGGCUGCUCCUGUAGGCUACACGCAUGAGAACCCCAACACGAAGAGUCCUAAAGCGAUACCGAAGAAUGGGGCGAACGUUCCGAAGCAACCACCGGCGUCCACGACUGUCAGCAUCUACCCGGAGACGGAAGCUGAUAAUUCGGUCCAGACAGGGACGACCUCGAUCAGUAACCGCUAUCCGGCGGAAGAUUCGACCGAAAGUUAUUCAUACGACAACGCGGCCUGUAACGUUACCCCAACUAGUAACAAUCCGAUGCCCAAGUUCUAG